CCAUUUGCAUUUUUAGGUCGGCCUUUCGAUCCACAUCUUCUUGUAAAUAAUGUAGUCAGCAAUGUGAUCUUCACCAUCACCUAUGGAGAGCGUUUCGAGUAUGGUGAUGAGACAUUCAAGAAGCUGUUAACUUUGUUGGAGAACACUCUAUACGAAGAAGUUGGAUUCAUGCCUCAGGUAAUACAGAAGUGUAUUAAGUUCUGUAAGACACUGACUGACCUCUGCCACUUGAAAGCACUGUGUUUCCAUUGUUUUUCUUUUUGUAUCAUAUAAUACCUUUUCUCUUUCUGUAUGAUUCUGGCCUGCCAGCUUCUUCAUGUGGCACCCAUUUUGUUGCUCAUUCCUGGACUGCCACAGAAGAUCUUUCGAUGCCAAAAGGAAUACUUCACAGAAAAGCUCGUAGAGAAGCACAAGGAGACCUGGAACCCUGCUACUCGAGACUUCACUGAUGCAUUUUUAAAGGAAAUAGCAAAGGGUAAGGAGGCUGAAGAGAAUGGUUUCAAUAAAAGCAACCUUAGCCUGGUGACAUCAGAGUUGCUUGCAGCUGGUUUAGAGAGCACCUCCACCACCCUCCGAUGGGCAAUCCUGUUCAUGCUUUUGUACCCAGAAAUACAGAAUAAAGUCCACAAAGAGAUUGAUAAGGUGAUUGGAAGAAACCGACCACCCACCAUGGCAGACCAAGCGAACAUGCCUUACACCAAUGCCGUCAUCCACGAAGUACAACGCUGUGGGGACAUUGUUCCUAUGGGGCUACCUCACAUGACAUACCGAGACACAGAGCUUCAAGGUUUCUUCAUUCCCAAGGGGACGACAAUCAUCACCAACUUGACUUCCGUGCUGAAGGAUGAGACAGUCUGGAAGAAGCCAAAUGAGUUUUAUCCCGAACACUUCCUGAAUGAGAACGGGCAGUUUGUGAGACCAGAGGCCUUCCUGCCCUUCUCUGCAGGUAAGUCCAAGGGGAGGAUCUAGCCGCAAGUCUGGUGCAAGCAGGAGCGGUGAUGUGCGUCCUGGGAUGUGGACGUCCACGGGUUGUCCUUUUCCUCAUCUUUGCAGUUCAGCAGGUGCUAAGACCUGCAGGGACCCUUUCAACC
Messenger RNA from Phasianus colchicus (ring-necked pheasant), 1091 nucleotides. The record is from RefSeq and is a predicted model, not a curated record. NCBI's taxonomy places the organism in Eukaryota, Metazoa, Chordata, Aves, Galliformes, Phasianidae.